AUGAUAUACUGGCCAGCCCUGCUGUACGGUACAUCCUGGCACAAAAGCUUUCAUAUUCUUGCCGGAGUCCAUUUGUACUAUGUGGGAGGAGAGGUGUAUGCCGAAUGUUUGAGCGACAGCAGUAUCUUUGUCCAGAGCCGCAACUGCAAUUACCACCAUGGUUUCCACCCCACCACCGUAUGCAAGAUCCCCAGUCGCUGCAGCCUCAAGAUCUUCAACAACCAGGAGUUUGCAGAGCUCUUGGCACAGUCAGUCAAUCACGGUUUUGAAGCUGUCUAUGAACUCACCAAGAUGUGCACCAUCCGCAUGAGCUUUGUAAAGGGCUGGGGUGCAGAGUACCAUCGGCAGGAUGUGACCAGCACCCCGUGCUGGAUUGAGAUUCAUCUUCAUGGACCCCUGCAGUGGCUGGAUAAAGUCCUCACCCAGAUGGGAUCUCCUCACAACCCCAUUUCUUCUGUGUCCUAGACCGAGCUGACAUAAAGCAACUGCUGAUGUAACCCUGUCAGUCUGGGUUCGCAUGCAGUAGCUGAUUGGUUGAAGGAAGGGGUGGGAGACGACUAGAGGGUGGGCUUUGUGUACUACUUGAAGGCAGUUUGUUUGGGUGGGGGUCAUCAAAUCUGGCCGAAGAGUCCUCAGUUUUCAGCCCGUGAGAAUCUGGAAGAUACUUGAUAACUCCAUGUGACCAA
Danio aesculapii is the source of this 686-nucleotide messenger RNA. RefSeq names its product mothers against decapentaplegic homolog 1-like. Gene Ontology annotation, molecular function: RNA polymerase II cis-regulatory region sequence-specific DNA binding; I-SMAD binding; DNA-binding transcription factor activity, RNA polymerase II-specific. The record is from RefSeq and is a predicted model, not a curated record. The transcript is spliced from 4 exons. Gene Ontology annotation, biological process: transforming growth factor beta receptor signaling pathway; BMP signaling pathway; cell differentiation. Gene Ontology annotation, cellular component: heteromeric SMAD protein complex. Bases 1 to 465 code for a protein of 154 amino acids. Lineage: Eukaryota; Metazoa; Chordata; Actinopteri; Cypriniformes; Danionidae.